Molecule: messenger RNA, 1997 nt
Organism: Toxoplasma gondii ME49
Lineage: Eukaryota; Apicomplexa; Conoidasida; Eucoccidiorida; Sarcocystidae
Product: carrier superfamily protein
Exons: 6
Coding region: 265-1590 (441 amino acids)
Biological process (GO): iron import into the mitochondrion
Cellular component (GO): mitochondrial membrane
Molecular function (GO): ferrous iron transmembrane transporter activity
Source: RefSeq, a predicted model, not a curated record
CUUUGCCUUCGUGCGACACACGCGAACCCAACUCAAAUCUUUUGGGUCAGCCACAAGUACUAGGACUCGUUGCAGGCCUGUCGUUGUCUGCCGCUUAGCAAGUGUGCCACGGUUCGAGUGUGUCGUUGGCGCUUGAGUCUGGGAAAGUGGUGGCAGCGAAGGUAACCAGGAUUUUGCGUUGAUCUGCGAGUGGAGACUUCUAUCGGCAUCUCUGCCAGCCGAUUUCAUGUGUGCUGGCGUGGUCUCGCACCGAAUCCCACAUUGAUGGAGCCUUCUACCAAUGACGCCACAUGCGCCGCGACCGGAGCAGGCUCCUGGAAGACUGUUUCAGCUGAACAUCUCAGCCAUGGCGAGUCUGAUGAUUCCUCGAUUGACUGGCGAAAGAUGAGGGCCUUGAUGUUUGCAUCCGCCUGCAGUGGCUUCGUCGGCCGAUGUCUUUUUUAUCCAAUUGACACAGCAAAGGCAAUGAUCCAAGCGCAAGUGACCUCAAGGCAAUAUCUAGGUUCGUCAUCUACGGUUUCUUCCAUUCAACCUUGUUCCACAAUCAUGUCUUCGGGCACGGCGCAGUUGCAGCAGGGACUGAGCGGCGAGGCAAGAGGACCAACUAGAGGCGCAGCUUUGGGUCAGGCUGCCGACUGUACUCCCGCUAAAGUGUACCGUUCGCUUCUAACUUCCACGGGACACGCCUUGAAGAUGGUGUGGAGACAAGAAGGAAUUCCUGGCUUAUAUAGGGGCUUUGUCAUGUGUGGCGUUGGCUCCUUACCUGCAACGUGCUUGUUCUUCACUUCCUUCGAGAUCAUACGGGCGUAUUUGGUCCGUGUGUGCUCGUCUUGGGCGAAUGGUGACAGUGCGGAUCCCCGAGGGGGAGACGACUGCGCAAGCAGUGCACCAGGGAAGACGCUGCCGACACCCAUAUCACCUCUCAUCGACCUGGUGUCUGGUUUCGGUGCCGAGGCGAUUUCAUGCGUCUUUUGGGUGCCGAUAGAUGUCUGCAAAGAACGCCUCCAGACGCAGCGUGUACUCGGAACGAGCGCCUAUCGAGGGAGUUGGGACUGUGUGAACCAUUUGUUCAAACAAGAAGGCCUUCGACAGCUGUACAAGGGAUAUGGGGCAACACUAUUAUCUUUUGGCCCGUUGAGCGCUCUCUUCUUCAUGUUUGAUAAUCAACUCAAAAAUAUAGUCUUGCGCAUCUUGCACCGGCAGCAGGAUGCCGGUGGACCGAACGGUUUGGUCGAGAACCGGCACCCUUCAUCUCCUGACGCUAUUUCCCUAAUACCGCUGGCUACGGGGGGAUGUGCCUUGGUUGCGGCGGCUUCAGCAGCUUGGUUGACAGUUCCUCUGGACAAAGUAAAGCUCAGGCUGCAGGUCCAGCGUGGACAGAUGGGCACCGCGAGUCGAGGGACACCGUUUCUGUAUCGCAAUACGUUUCACGGGUUAGCAACAGUCUACAAGGAGGAGGGCACCAGAGGUCUUUUCAGGGGAAGCGGAGCUCGUGUCCUGUUUCACAGCGCGAACUUCGCACUGUUGAAGGUUUUGAUUGAACACUUCAAGUCUGCUUACCUGGAAUAUGCUGAACCGGCUUCUCCAUAAAAGUUUCGGUUCCGUUUGUUCUUGCCUGAGAAAAAUAUUGCGACGAGCAUGUAAUACACCAGUACUGUCGAUAAAACUAGCAGAGAGAGAUUAAUGAAUGACGGAAAUUCCACCACUGUGACUGAGUUAAAGUUUUUGUGCAUUCGUCAUCUUGAACUGAGUUGGGCUAUGUGAACUAGUAACAGCUCCAGUUCCUCGGAUGGAUGCAUUGGCUCCCGCGGGCUUAGGGCAUGCUGGAGCAUCGAUCUACGACAACAGUAAAUUCUCUUAUUGGGUUCGUCUUUUUUUUCCUUAACGCUGCUUCCGUCACAACGCAACGCGGGACAAAUCUGCGAAAAUGUGGGGCACUCCGCAGCCACUGCGGCAAGCAUGUUGCAUUGUAACAAAGUACGAUCCUAAUCGUUCGC